Messenger RNA from Gavialis gangeticus (Gharial), 3797 nucleotides. RefSeq names its product transmembrane p24 trafficking protein 7 (gene TMED7). Gene Ontology annotation, cellular component: COPII-coated ER to Golgi transport vesicle; endoplasmic reticulum-Golgi intermediate compartment; Golgi apparatus. Bases 344 to 1015 code for a protein of 223 amino acids. The record is from RefSeq and is a predicted model, not a curated record. NCBI's taxonomy places the organism in Eukaryota, Metazoa, Chordata, Crocodylia, Gavialidae. Gene Ontology annotation, biological process: endoplasmic reticulum to Golgi vesicle-mediated transport; Golgi organization; intracellular protein transport. The transcript is spliced from 3 exons.
CGCCCAGAGACCAAUAGGGUCUGGAACUGCCGCGAGGCUGACGUCACGGGCCCUGUAACUGAUUACCUGCGCGCGACCGACCCCCGCCCCUUCUCAUUGCGGCGCGCGCAGCUUGUCUUCGCUCUGUCCGUUUCGCCAAAGACCACGUAGGCAAAGCCGCGGGGGUUGGCCCGGAAGUACUUCUGCGGCCUAGUCAGGCACUUCCGGGCUCCCGGCAGGCUUCCCCCUUCUACCCCCCUUUCUCCGCCACGCCGCACGGACCUGCAGCAGGUGCCACCGCCGACACCCCGCUGCCUCCCACCGGGCUUCACUCCCCACGCACCCGCCCCGGCCCCCUGCGGACAUGCCGCUGCGGGGCUCGCCCGGCGCCGCGGGCUGGGGGCGGCGACUGGCGGCGCAUCUAGUGCUGCUGCUGCCGCUGUUGGGCUGCGCGGUCCGGGCCUCCGAGAUCACGUUCGAGUUGCCGGACAACGCGAAGCAGUGCUUCUAUGAGGAGAUCGCGCAGGGCACCAAGUGCACCCUCGAGUUCCAGGUGAUCACUGGAGGUCAUUAUGAUGUUGACUGCCGGUUGGAAGAUCCUGAUGGCAUUGUGUUGUACAAAGAGAUGAAGAAACAAUAUGAUAGCUUUACCUUUACUGCAUCCAGGAAUGGAACAUAUAAAUUCUGCUUCAGCAAUGAAUUUUCUACUUUCACACACAAAACUGUGUACUUUGACUUCCAAGUUGGAGAAGAUCCACCUCUGUUUCCUAGUGAGAACAGAGUCACUGCCCUAACUCAGAUGGAGUCUGCUUGUGUUUCAAUUCAUGAAGCUUUGAAGUCUGUCAUCGAUUAUCAGACUCACUUCCGCUUGAGAGAAGCACAAGGCCGUAGUAGGGCAGAAGACCUGAACACGAGAGUGGCAUAUUGGUCAAUAGGGGAAGCAAUCAUUCUUCUUGUAGUUAGUAUUGGGCAGGUGUUUCUUCUCAAAAGCUUCUUUUCAGAUAAAAGAACCACCACAACCCGUGUUGGAUCAUAACUACUAGUGAGAUGAUGCCUCUGAUCCAAUGCACACUUCAUUUGUAAAAUUGCUAUUCUCCAAUUAAUUGUAGGUACAAAAGAACAAAAUAUGAGCAACAUCUUAAAUAUUUUUGCCCGUCCCGGUUCAGUAAAAGUUACAAAAAAUACCCAGAAAUUGUGGAAGGAAUGCCUUAUUUGAAAUAUUUGGAAAACUUUGGAAUGUACUAUUUUUGGAUGUUUUAUAUUAAACAUCCAGCAGUGACCUGUGGGAUUUUUUCAUUUGUUUUGUUUCUACUGAUUAAUCUAAUUUGUUUGAUAUUACCAAUAAAAUUACCCAUGUGCGGUAUAAUGCUUUAAAAAAAUGUUGAAGAGUGUACAUGUGAAAAAUUGAUGGCAUUUUAGUAUUUUAGGCUGAAGGUGUCAGAAAUGAAAGCAAACGUGAGAAGCUGUAGUCACAAAACAUUGUACUGCAUUGUUUUGAUUUGCUGUGAUAAUCCAGCCAUCUUUCUUUGCUUAUUUGUAAAGUGUUACAAGCUAAUACUACAUUGCGGGACAGAUUCUCCAGUAGCCUGAUAUCUUUCCAUCUUUGACACUUUCUGAGUUUUAUACUUGGAAAUAUUUAUGGGAAAAAUCGCAUUAUAUGCUAAAAUGUAAUGGAAUUUCUGUUUUACUGAAGAAAAUGUAGACUGAGACUACUCAGGAAACAAACUUUCAAUGCUCUGUUGAUUUCCAAGGUUUUUAUUUUUUAAAAAAAUGCAAUAAAAUAGGGAGAAUCUUGUAAUUUUGUGACUGAAGUUGUACAGUCUUUGUAUGCUGCUGAUGCUUUCCAGAAUUUGACACCAGAGGUAAACUGUCUUAAGCAGCAGAGCACCAACACUGGACAAGGUUGUAUAACAUCUUUGCAAGGCACAUAUAAAGCUUUUAUCAUUAUCCUAGUGAGAGUCCAAUUAGAUACUUACAUCACACAGGUUUUGUAAAUUUUAUCUCCAUGGGCGUGGUGCACUGAUACAUAAUGGCCUUGGGCAUCUAACUACCACUUCUUUGCUAAUGGUCAUGUGAUAUUUUAAAUGUUUCAGGGUGUCUUUUUGGUAGGUUUGUAGACUAAAUUGUUUCCAUUCCUCAUGUCUUGAAUAGUUGUGGUAGAGUUCAUACUCUGCAAAAUCUUGCUUUACUUGGACAUGGGAGAUAGCAAAUAUGUGUACAUAAAUUUCUUAAAUUGAGCUAUUCAGAGUAAGGUUUAAGAGCUCCAUCAGAUUAUUUUGAAAGGAAAAAGGGACUUGCCAAUUCUCAAGCGCACAGGAGAAAUUACAACUAAAAUAAGACAUGAAAAUGCAGGGCUUUCAUAUAUUUCAAUUCACAAUUUUACUAAAACUAGUGCUGCGUACUUAAUCCUAGCUUAAAAAGGAUAGAGAUUGAUUUACUGCUGGUAUUGACCAUUUAUUUCCCACUUCGGAAAAAUUGUAAAAACUGUAUAUAUACAUAUUGCACUUGGACGCGCUGUGUAAACUAUGGUUAUUUGAAAUUAAAAUGCUCAGACUAAGAAAAGGAUGAACUAGAUUUAUCCUUGUGAAUUGACCCGUUAUUGUACUCUGAAAUAUUAAAGAAACUAAAGUUAACUUGAUGCUGUUGAAAAGUCACUGGGGUUGGUAAGUGAAAAACAUGUUAUCUCUUAGUUUCAGAAAUCCAUUUGAUGUCCUCGUAAAUAGGGUGGAAUUUUUUUGUUCAAGUACAGCAAUUCUGUUUUCUUGGGAUGGUGGGGGAGGGGGAACAAUGGCAACACUGACUACGAAGUUUCAAAAAAUACUGAUGCACAGACUUUUGUCACAAACACCAUAGGCCUGUGCCUGCAUGUGAUGCUCUUUCCUGAUCGUGCCUGUCUGCUUUACCUCUUGUGUGUUGUAGCAAACCAGUCUCACACAGGAUUCAUUUAGGCUUCGUUACACACACUAAUGAGACAAACAGCACAGUUAGUGCAAGUGUUGCAUGUUUGCUGUGGAAAAUGAAAAUACCCACUUUUGACAGUGUCCCAUUGUAAUCUUCUGAAGCUUGAACUAUCACUUGUUAAGUAGCUGAUCAGUUAAUUAGUAGCUUAAUUGCAAUGGAAACCAUUUGUUUUAAAGAAGUGAAAUCAGUUGCUUUGUGUUGCUGUCAAAAUGGGUAAAUAAUGGUGUAGGCCAAAUAUUGGCUUAUCUUCACAUAUAAUAAGUUAGUCUGUCUUUCCUGUCUCUCUUAUUUCUUAAUGUUUGAAUGUGUGAAGUGGGACUGUUUGGUUCAGUAUGCAUCCCACUGCAAAAGGUUUAGCGGAAUUGACUUUCAAAUUGAAGUUGGGUAUUCAAACCAAUCCUCUGGUAUAUUGCUGCAUGAUAUGCAGUGGUAGUUUAAAAAUGCCUUUAUUUUUAUGUUCUAAAAACAUGGCACAAAUACACGUUUAAACAUAGUUGUAUAUAUUUUUAGAGUAAGUGGUUGAAUAAAUAGGGCAUAACAGACGUUUACUAUUUCAACAGUGGGUGAAGAAACUUUCUAAGAUGUUGGCUGAAGCUGCAUCUUCCUUUUAUAUUAAGAAAAUGGUUCAAGUAAGAGGUGUGGUGCACAAAUAAAUCACCCCAAAUUGAUGAAAUAAAACUCUGAACUGCAAAAGGCACCAGGCUUUUGACUAUUCCUUGGAUGUUUUAUGUUUAUGGAACCUUUUUAUGUCCUGAAAUGUCACUUCCUGUUUUAGUUUGAAAACCUUUGUUAGUUUGAAUAAGACAAAAAACAGACCCUGUGAAUAAUGUAUGGGAAAAUAAAAAUUAAUAUAUGAA